UACACUGUGUUCUAGGUAUCUCUGUAAAACCCUGGUGGUCUAAGCCUCUAAGGAACGAAGCCCCUUAUGGCCUUGCGAGCAGCGACGGCGGCGACGGUGACGUCACCGCGGUGUUUACGAGCUCUGUUAUCUACCUUUUCCUCAAAUUUUCCGCUCAAUACGCCAUCGAAGCAAGUUGAGAAGCCGCCGCCAGCUGAACCAUCCACCAAUCUCUUCGUUUCUGGGCUUAGCAAACGUACUACCUCAGAAGGGCUUCGAGAAGCCUUUGUAAAAUAUGGCGAAGUGGUCCAUGCCAGAGUGGUGACCGAUCGAGUAUCUGGUUAUUCUAAAGGUUUUGGGUUUGUUAGAUAUGCGACCUUGGAAGAUGCUGAAGCUGGUAUAAAGGGCAUGGAUGGCCAGUUUCUUGAUGGAUGGGUUAUCUUUGCUGAGUAUGCAAGAGCUAGACCACCGCCUCCCUCAAUGCAGAACAAUAAUACUGUACCUGGAUAUGGCAAUUACAAUUCACCAUCAUAUGGCAGGCAAUAAGAUGUAAAUUUUGGAGCAGUUCAUCGCGAUUUAAGAAACGGCUUCCAUCUUACAAGCUAAGGAAAGAUUUUUGCAUCAUGGCACUUCAUUGUUGUAUACUAAAACUUCACCUCAUUAUUUUUGGAAGUAAAAUUUCUGUCAUAGAUAAAACUUGGAUAUAAUAAUAUGUUUGCAACUUCCCUUUUAGUUUUAUUUAGUUCUCUUAAAGACGUGAUGUAUUAGAAGCUUACAUCUUUUAUGAAAAAGACUUGUUACUUUUCAGCA
Solanum dulcamara is the source of this 789-nucleotide messenger RNA. RefSeq names its product organelle RRM domain-containing protein 2, mitochondrial. Gene Ontology annotation, molecular function: RNA binding. Lineage: Eukaryota; Viridiplantae; Streptophyta; Magnoliopsida; Solanales; Solanaceae. Bases 67 to 525 code for a protein of 152 amino acids. Gene Ontology annotation, cellular component: mitochondrion. The record is from RefSeq and is a predicted model, not a curated record. Gene Ontology annotation, biological process: mitochondrial mRNA modification. The transcript is spliced from 4 exons.